Zingiber officinale is the source of this 1112-nucleotide messenger RNA. RefSeq lists its product as uncharacterized. The transcript is spliced from 8 exons. The record is from RefSeq and is a predicted model, not a curated record. Lineage: Eukaryota; Viridiplantae; Streptophyta; Magnoliopsida; Zingiberales; Zingiberaceae. Bases 168 to 911 code for a protein of 247 amino acids.
CUAUCGUAGUAAACAGCUGGGGGCGGAGACUCGAUCCCCACAACCGAAAGUCCAGUUCCUUUGCAAAACGCUACGCGGAGAUCUCGAAUUCGAUCGCCCUUCUUCCUGAUUCGUCCCGAUUCCUGAAAGAGUUGCUCGGAUCUCGCGUCCGUGGUGGGUGACCGGAAAUGGCGUCUCAGGCGUUUCUUGACAAGAUGCAGCUCCGGCAGAACUACAGGAACCUCUGGCACACCGACCUCAUGGGCACCGUACGAGCUGACUUCCCCUUUUGCUGUCUGGCGCUUUGGUGUGGACCAUGUGUCUCGUACAUGCUUCGCAAACGAGCUCUUUACAAUGACAUGUCAAGGUACACAUGCUGUGCGGGGUAUCUACCAUGCAGUGGAAGAUGUGGAGAAAGUCGAUGCCCAGAGUUUUGCCUUUGCACUGAGGUUUUCUUGUGCUUUGGAAAUUCUGUUGCCUCAACUCGCUUCUUGCUCCAAGAUGAGUUCAACAUACAGACUACUCAAUGUGAUAACUGCAUUAUUGGAUUCAUGUUCUGUCUACAACAAGUUGCUUGCAUCUUUUCCAUUGUCGCGAUGAUCGUCGGAAGCUCAGAGCUCCAAGAGGCUUCCCAGAUCCUGAAUUGUUUGUCUGACCUCGUAUACUGCUCAGUCUGCGCAUGCAUGCAGACACAACAUAAGAUUGAGUUGGAUAAGAGAGAUGGCAUGUUUGGACCAGCACCAGUGAUGGCUGUGCCUCCAUUCCAGCAAAUGUCGCGGAUUGAUCAGCCUAUUCCACCUCCUGCGGGCUACGCCCCCUCUCAGCCAGCUUAUGGGCAACCUUAUGGUUAUCCUCCACCUGCUGGUUCAUAUCCUCCUGCUGGUUCAUACCCUCCACAAGGAUAUCCUCCUGCUGGCUACUACCCCAAGUAGAUGCAUGAAUCGUGAAGCAUUCUAUGGAGGUAAAGAGUGAAUAUAAUCGUAGAUUAUUCUGUGUGGCCAAGAUUAUAUCGAUGAUUUGAAUUGCAGAAACAUGUCGUGAACUUCGAUGUUCGCAUUGUGAAGAGGUUGAGAAAUUAUCAUUGUCACUGUAUUUUUCUUAACUUUGCACUGCAAGAAAACUGGUUUCAUAAA